UGGGCCCCAGUGUCUAAGAUUGGCGCAGUCGUCAUCGGUCCGCGACGGCGCGCAAUGACGUCACCGCUCAAGUUCGCCAUGGCUGACUCUGGAGCGAAAAAGGUCAUCAAGUUGGUUCCAGAGAACCUUCUGAAAAAGAGGAAAUCAUAUCAGGCCAUCAAAGCAAAGCAAGCUCAAAUUGCACUGCUCGAGAAGAGAAGGUCCUCAAAAGGCAAACCGUUGAAGUUCAAGCGUUUGGAGGACUUCUUAAAAGACAGCCAUCGGAGGCACCGUGAUGACGUUCGCAUCAACAGAACAAGCAAACGACCAGCAGACCCUUUGCCCCUUGAAAAGAACAGGCUGGCCUUCGCUGUCCGCAUCAGAGAUAUCAAAGGUGUCAGUCCCAAAGUGAUGAAGGUGAUCUACAUGUUCAGGCUGAGGAAGAUCUUCAGUGGGGCCUUCGUCAAAAUCAACAAGACCUCCAUGGCUAUGAUGAAGGUGGUGGAGCCCUACGUAGCCUGGGGAUUUCCCAAUUUGAAGUCGGUGCGUGAGCUUAUUCUGAAGCGUGGCCAGGCCAAGAUUAACAAGCGGCGAGUCCCUCUCACAGACAACACCCUCAUUGAAGAGCACAUGGGCAAACAUGGCAUCAUCUGCCUGGAGGAUCUGAUCCAUGAAAUUUACUCUGUUGGAAGGAACUUCAGGGUCGUUAACAACUUCCUGUGGCCGUUCAAGCUGUCGGUGGCGCGGCAUGCUGUCAAGGAUAAGGCUGGCCUCCUCAAGGACCUGGGAAACCCCGGAUUCAGGAGCUCGGAUAUUAACAGCAUCAUCAGACUGCUCAACUGAGAGGGGGCACACAGAGAUUUAUACCCAGCAACAAAUAUAAAGACUUUUUUUUUUUUUUAGAUUUAUUUGUGAUUCCUUAAGCCCUGUCUGAAGGGAAGGAAGGGCCAGCUAUAGAGAGUGGUAGCGAUUUAGGGUCUCCACUCAAGGACCCUGACGCAGCCUGGAUGCUUGCUGUGACGGGCUUUUGAUCCUAGGGCCUGCCGGACCAGCUAAAGGAUGGUUUCCCUACUCACCUGGAAGAACUGGUGCUAACAUUGAUGAACUUAUUCUUACUGUCGCCGUGUUUUUGACACUGAGAAGGUUUGAAAGGUUUAAUAAGAGAAGCAUGCCGUUCAGUUUUAUUUUGUACUAUCACUGUGGUCUAAUUUCACCCCGUUGAAGCCACCCAGUUGUUAACGUGGCAAUAUUCCUCGGGUUGUCAGAGAAAUGGAUCCAUAAUUCACACGUUUGCAAGACGGUAACUGAAUAUGCACGGUAGACCCACAGUUACUGUCAACCCCACCAAGGAAAAUUUCUCUUGUAUUGGUGUCAAGGCACUGUUGUGUCAAUUUGUGUAACUCGAACUUCGCAGGCAUGACCAAUUUGCAAGUCAGCCACAGUGAUCUCUCAUGAGAAUUGGGCCUGGUCUGCCUCAUGCUGAGAGCACCUCCACAAAGGCAGGCCCAUCCCAAAAAUGACAGCCCAACCGGGGCUUUGGAGAUACUCUUGGGACAUAAAGCAGCAGGUUUGUAGACGGUGGCACCAGGGACUAAGUAACUACUCUUGCGGUGUAAGAAAUUUUGUACAUUAAAAAAGGCAGAUAUUCUCAGUCUUAAGUCUGCCGAUGAACUAAUGCCUCAUGCAUACACACAAACAUGCAUACCUAUACACACACGUGCACUGUGGCAGCCUACACUGGGCUGUUUCCAUGUUGUGCCUGUUCAGUCCGGUCGGUCCCCUGGUUCCCACUGUUGUGUGGUGUGUUGGUAUUAUUUCCGGCAUGGUACACACUGUAGGGGAUGGUGGCAACUGUCUGGGGCUGUAGCUCUUGGUCUGUGCAUUGGUGGGGGGCAGCAUCAAUGUGUCCUCUGUAGUGCCGGGAUUGGAGGAGACGGAGAAUGUUGCUGAAACCGUGUUAACACACAUCAACGCCAAGCUUGUUUUUGUGGCUACGGGUGAGCCCCCAGAAGCUGUUGUGGACUGGCUGACUUGGACCAGUGGCCACCCUGAUUACCUCUGCUCUCCGAAAGGACUUUAUCUUUCUGCUGCUCAUCUGCUGAGGAGGGGCUGAAUGGCUCAGGUCUCUUGUGAAAUCUAAGUGAUAACUUUCACUACUGAGGCCAUUGUUCACAGUGCCGUUUCACUCACGUAGCCCUCCCGGAACCUUAGAUCAACCUCCAGAGCUCUGAUUGGACUUUCAACUUUUUGGAUCGGCCUGCCUAUUUGAUAAUACUCAAUUGGGGGGGGGGGUCAACACAUAGCCCCUUGAAAGAUUGAUUUACGAGAUUGAUCGUUUGCCAGUCUUAUGUUAAGGCUAUCGGUGGCCUUUCCACCUUGCUUAAAAAUGUAAAGUGGGAACUUGUUUAUUUACAAUAAAUAUAAACAGUACUGACCUGUUCAGCGACAAACCACUGAUGCAGUUGCUUACUUGACAGCAAGGGUUAUUACUCGAUCUGGUAAUAGUAUUCGUUUCAAACAUUUUGUUGAUUUUGUGUGCAUACAGGAAUCGUAUCUUUCCUUGCAUGGUGGAGGUACUCCAGCUAAGGCAGUUACUAACAAAUGAAAUGUGUUCCAGAUUUUGAAAUAUGAAUAAGUACAUAAACAUAGAGAUAUUCAGUAAAAUUCAUGACUGGUUUGAAUGGUUCUAGCUAUUGUCCACCAGAUCAUGCAGCUUCACCCUGUAUCGUUUUAGUUGCUUGCUGGUUUGUUUGGAUUACAUUAUAAAAUUCAAACAAUCAUCUUCU
Molecule: messenger RNA, 2765 nt
Organism: Lampris incognitus (smalleye Pacific opah)
Lineage: Eukaryota; Metazoa; Chordata; Actinopteri; Lampriformes; Lampridae
Gene: rpl7l1
Product: ribosomal protein L7-like 1
Exons: 6
Coding region: 55-822 (255 amino acids)
Biological process (GO): maturation of LSU-rRNA from tricistronic rRNA transcript (SSU-rRNA, 5.8S rRNA, LSU-rRNA)
Cellular component (GO): cytosolic large ribosomal subunit
Molecular function (GO): structural constituent of ribosome; RNA binding
Source: RefSeq, a predicted model, not a curated record